CGGGGGUUGUUGUACUCGACACUUGUAGAUCGAAGCGUCAGGGCUGCCCAUGCGGCCGGCGUCAUUCGGCAAGCCUCCGCCAUUGCCACGUCGGCUCAAGUGCAAGGGCGUCAAAACCAAUCGCGAUCGUUUUGCUAAACGUGGCAUCUAGGCGCAUCUGCGCGUCAAGCGUGAGCUGGGGCCUCUGCAUGAGAGCGGCCGCUGGGCUCUUGCUCGCCUGCGCUGCUGGAGGGGCGAGGACGGGGGUCGACCUCAGUGCAGAAGCCCUUGUCAAUGGGACCGGCGAGCUGCCGCUGGAGGAGGGCGCGUGGAAGCACAGCAUCACCAGAAAGACCGCGUACGAAGAGAUCGGACGGUGCUAUGAUCCGGGCCGCGAGUGGAACGCAGGGGACAGCGCGGGCACGGUUGCACCCUGGGAGGCCGCGCUGGAGGGUGCCGCUGGGAGGGCGCGCGGGCUGUCCGACAUGCCUCACGCGCAGGCCCUGACGCGGAGCCUCGACUCCGCCCACAGGUUGCCCCGAUCCGCUGCUGGGCUGGCGGGCCCUACCACCGAGCCGUUGGCCUCACGUCGCAGCGCAUGACGCAGGUGCCCUCGGGCCAGCACCUGGCCGACUCGCACUGCUUCCUCUUCGACUACCAGGGCUUCAAGGAGGGCGACCCUGACCCACACGGCUGUGGUUUCUUCCGCCGCUCCUUUCAACCGCUGCAACAGCUCCGCCGCUGCGUCGUCGAGAAAUUGGAGGCGGACCCUGACUGGCGGGCCUACAACGCAACGGCAAGCCGCAUCUUCGCCGCGCGCCGCGACGGUAGUCGAAAGGUUGACAACCCAGCGGUCGUAGACGAGGAGGAGCGCGUCAUGGCAGAGGCCAGCAUCAAUGUGGCGCUCGACAGUAUCCGCCGUGCCGACGAGAUCAUCAAGUCUGUUAGCUUCAAGCCGUGGGAGGCCAUGACAACAGGCGAGGCCGCCAAGGUGGUAGAGGCAAAGAUCUCCAAGACGAUUAUCACCACUAGCACGACGACGGUGCUCAAGCAGGAGACGGUUCAGAGCAUACGGACAGAGUGUUUCCUCGUGGCUGGAGAGGCCACGGCUGCGCUGCCCGAGAGGACGGCCACGUUGAAGCGCGCUCUGCCUUGCUACCAGCUCAUGUGGGACCAGAUCGAGGUCGCAGGAGCACCUGAGCAGCCCAUGUCAAACGCCGUUACGAUGUGGGACAAGUCGCUCAUCGACCUUGGGCACGUGGAGAAGGAUUACGAUACGCCGCCGGUCUGCGCCAGAGCCGCAGUGGCACUCGUGGCCGAAAAGCAGAAGCGGGCCCCUGGGGGAUACAGCGCGGCCAAUUGCCUCACCAGCGCACCACGCUGGAAGGACUGCACGGCCCCGACAUCUUUCAACUGCAUAUGUUUCCAGUACUGCUGGCGCCGAGCCCUCGAGCGCAUGUGCGAGAUCGAGCCCGCCUGCUGCUGGACGGCGGACCAGGCGGAGAAAGCAAGAGCCCUGCCGCGCGACUGGCUUUUCGGAUAGAGCGGCAGGGGUCCUCCCUAUCUGGGGUCGGAUUCGGUGGAGCCAACAAGUCGGCAUCUGCAGCGUCUCAGGUUGGAUCUGCGGGCCAGCUGCUGGCCGACGCAGCGUCCGUUGUUUCGUUGACUCCUGCAGCAAAAGUAACCUCCCCCUGCUCCAUCCACAGGUAGGGGCUUGGGCCCCGAGUUCCAGCACGGAAGCCGUGUGCUGACGUGCAGAAGCAAGCCAUCUGUCCCUGCUUUCGACCAGGACACGCGCAGCCACAAAGAUAGC
Messenger RNA from Prorocentrum cordatum, 1792 nucleotides. The record is from the annotation of a GenBank genome assembly. NCBI's taxonomy places the organism in Eukaryota, Dinophyceae, Prorocentrales, Prorocentraceae.